Messenger RNA from Vigna radiata var. radiata (mung bean), 1366 nucleotides. RefSeq lists its product as uncharacterized. The record is from RefSeq and is a predicted model, not a curated record. Gene Ontology annotation, molecular function: iron ion binding; procollagen-proline 4-dioxygenase activity; L-ascorbic acid binding. NCBI's taxonomy places the organism in Eukaryota, Viridiplantae, Streptophyta, Magnoliopsida, Fabales, Fabaceae. Gene Ontology annotation, cellular component: endoplasmic reticulum. Bases 70 to 810 code for a protein of 246 amino acids. Gene Ontology annotation, biological process: peptidyl-proline hydroxylation to 4-hydroxy-L-proline. The transcript has 5 exons.
GUAUGUACUUAACAGAAAUUGGGCCGAACACUCAAACAUAAAUUUAACAAACAGAGAACGUUGGUGGCGAUGUCGGAGAGGCUAACACCAACCAGGAAGAGGAAAAUGGGAGACGGAGAAGAUACAACUCCCAAGAAACCUGCGGCAAAAUGGCCUCUCAUCAAACCCAAAAAGAAUCUUCAGAUUACCCGACUCCGAGAUUUCGAUCUCUUCACGGUCCAGAAUUUUUUCUCCUCUGCUGAAUCGAAGGCAUUCGUUAAAAAUGCUGAGUCAAUUGGUUUUGCUCAUCAAGGGAGUCUAGGUCCUACUUAUGGUGAAGCUUACAGAGAUAAUGAUCGAAUCUCGGUGGAUGAUCCUGUCCUUGCAGAUACUAUUUGGGAGUCUGGACUUAGCAAACUAUUCUCUGAUAUAAAAAUUCGUGGAAAGGUUGCUGUAGGCCUGAAUCCAAAUAUUAGAUUCUAUAGGUACAAGACUGGCCAGCGGUUUGGACGGCACAUUGACGAAAGUGUUAAUCUUGGAGAUGGAAAACGUACUUAUUAUACUCUUCUAGUGUAUUUGAGCGGUGGGCCUGGUGAACUUAAAUCAAAGCCCAAAAAUGACUCCAGCAAUUCCUCAGUUUCAUCUGUUGAUCCUUUAGUUGGAGGAGAAACAGUUUUUUAUGGUUUAAGAAAUAAGAUUGUGGCUGAGGUGGCUCCUACUGAAGGGACAGCACUUCUUCACCUUCACGGAGAUAAAUGUUUGUUGCAUGAAGCCAGAAAUGUUACCAAGGGUAUCAAGUAUGUGUUUCGUUCAGAUGUGGUAUUUGCUUGAAGAAUGUUUCAUGACUAGUACCAAAUAAUCUGUAUAAUGUCUGUGGGAUCUGUUGAUUGAUCCAUCAAAACACCGUUUCUUUAAUGGGCAUGGAUGAAAAGUUCGUUGACUUUCCUAUGUGAUGUUUAGGUGAAAUUUGAAAAACUCAUUAUCUAUUUGCCUUGUGUUCUCUUUAGUAUAGCACGCUUUUAUGUUAUUUACAUAUCAUGAACAGCACAUUUUUCCAAUGAAAAUCCUUUACAAAUUUAGACGUUUGCAUAUAUUUUAUAAUCAGACUUUUUAAGUGUAGGACAUCAGCAAACUGAGCCCAAGUAGUAUUUCUCAGUGUUAAUUGCUAUUUGAAAUUCACAUAUGGUGUGCCUGUUGCAUAUCCUUCUAGUUUCGGGGUUAAAAGUCUGACAGUAUUUGUCUUAAGUUAUUAUAGAGUGAAAGAGACGUGGUAUAUGUCAAAGGAAUUAAUGAGGAAAUCUGCUGGUCAUUAAAACCGGCAUUAAUUGGCAAAAUAUCUGGUCAUCAAAACCAGCUGGACAUUUAAAGUCAGCAAAUUCUAUGCCAU